Ciona intestinalis (vase tunicate) is the source of this 1442-nucleotide messenger RNA. Its product is annotated as GPN-loop GTPase 2. Lineage: Eukaryota; Metazoa; Chordata; Ascidiacea; Phlebobranchia; Cionidae. Gene Ontology annotation, molecular function: GTPase activity. The record is from RefSeq and is a predicted model, not a curated record. Gene Ontology annotation, cellular component: cytoplasm.
AGAAUUAAAGAGUGUUAAUAAAUUUAGUUUAUACGUUUAUUUAUUAUAAAUACAGAUAUAAUGUCUUGUAGGAACUGAAAUGGCCAAACUGUACGUUAAUUUUUUCCUCCUUCUCGGGUUUGGUUGUUUAAUUCACUCCGGAAUAUCCGCAGCACAACAUAGAUCAUUUGUUCGAUUGACUGAGCAGGAGUUUUACUCCUUACCUUUGGAUAUUGUGCUUCAGUGCAUCCUGGGUCUUUUCCUCACAUCCAUUGGAAUAUUGAUAGUGUCUGGGGAAUUCAAAGACAUUCAAGUUAACGCUGAUAUGAAAAACAAAUCGUUCGAAACUGUCGGCAAUAGAUUCUCUUUCUGCAGUUUCGAGCACCGUGGAAAAUACCUUUACAAAAAUCUUGCAGAUUUUUAGUAAAUUUACGCGAAAAACAUGGCUGGAAUAAACAUGAAUAAAACUUCUUUUGGACAGUUGGUUAUUGGACCCCCUGGCAGUGGGAAAACCACUUUCUGCCAUGGAAUGCAACAAUUUAUGAAAGCUAUUGGUAGAGAAUGCUGUGUUGUAAACCUUGAUCCAGCUAAUGAGUUUAUACCGUACGAUUGUGAUAUAAAUAUUAACGAGUUAGUAACGGUAGAAGAUGUAAUGAAACAUAUGUCACUUGGACCAAAUGGAGGCUUGUUAUACUGCAUGGAAUAUUUAAGAAAUAAUCAGCACUGGCUCUUGGAAAAAAUGAACAAUUUUCCAGGAAGAUACUUCAUAUUUGACUGCCCUGGUCAAGUAGAAAUAUACACCCAUCAUAAUGCCCUCAAAGAAGUAAUUGAACAUCUUACAAGUAAAGAUGUUGGUGUAAGGCUUGCUGCAGUUCAUCUGGUCGAUGCUCACUACUGUGCUGAAGCCAGCAAGUUCAUAGCUGUGCUUCUAACCUCACUGGCAACCAUGCUACAUAUGGGCUUACCUCACGUUAAUGUCCUGUCGAAAAUGGACAUAGCAGAAGAAUAUGGAAAGUUUCCAUUUCACUUAGAAUAUUACACUGAAGUCUUGGAUUUAAAUAAACUCCUUGAAAGUGAUGGGGACGACCCUUUUAUGAGAAAAUUCCAAAGUUUAAAUCAGAAGCUAUGCAGUGUCAUUGAAGAUUACAGUCUUGUAUCAUUCACUCCACUGAAUGUGCAGGACAAAGAGAGCAUGCUGAAUUUGCUGAAGGAGAUUGACAAAGCUAAUGGCUGCUGCUUUGGAACCAUUGAAGAAAGAAAUAUCCAGAAACUUCUUUCUGCAGCUGUUGGAGCUGACUUUCAGUUUUUUAAAUCAGGUUCAGCUCAUGAGCAGUAUAUGAGCUGAACUGACUUUAUACUAAUUAAGACCUUUUGAGAUAUGAUAACAGUGUGAUUUGUCUGACAAUAUGUCCUGUUUAAAUGUGUUUUGUGAUCAAAUAAAAAUGCAAAAAAUUCACAGCAAA